Eurytemora carolleeae is the source of this 616-nucleotide messenger RNA. It is a transcript of the gene RpL21, whose product is annotated as 60S ribosomal protein L21. The transcript has 3 exons. The coding region runs from base 88 to 570 and encodes 160 amino acids. Gene Ontology annotation, biological process: translation. Lineage: Eukaryota; Metazoa; Arthropoda; Copepoda; Calanoida; Temoridae. Gene Ontology annotation, molecular function: structural constituent of ribosome. Gene Ontology annotation, cellular component: ribosome; cytosolic large ribosomal subunit. The record is from RefSeq and is a predicted model, not a curated record.
AGAAUUCUCCGAACCUGUCCUCUCGUCUGUAUAUAUGUAUAUCCUGUAUUGUAAAACCUUUAGUACAAAUAUUAAAUUUCAGAAAAGAUGGUGAACCCUACUGGAUACCGUCGUGGAACGAGAGACAUGUUCUCUCGUGGCUACAAGAAGGGAGGAGUAGAGCAUCUUUCCACCUACCUGAAGAACUACAAGAUCGGAGACAUUGUUGAUGUCAAGGGUUGUGGUGCCUUCCAGAAAGGUAUGCCCCAUAAGUCCUACCACGGCAAGACUGGACGUGUCUUCAACGUCUCCAAGCAGGCCGUAGGAGUUGUCGUCAACAAGAGGGUUAAGGGAAAGAUUCUACCCAAGAGGAUCUCUGUGCGUAUUGAGCACGUUAAGCACUCCCAGUGCAGGAAGGAUUUCUUGGACCGUGUCCACACCAACGAGGUCAAGAAGCGCGAGCAGAAGGUUACUGGAAAGCUCGUCGAAUGCAAGAGGUUCCCUCUGGCUCCCCGCCCUGCCCACACUGUAUCUACCAAGGAUAACCAGCCCCAAGAUAUUGGACCCAUCCCAUACGAGUUCAUGGCUUAAAGUUCUUUAUCUCUUUACUCUGCAUCUAAUUAUAUUUUCUUGCAGA